Messenger RNA from Diaporthe amygdali, 1833 nucleotides. RefSeq lists its product as uncharacterized. The record is from RefSeq and is a predicted model, not a curated record. NCBI's taxonomy places the organism in Eukaryota, Fungi, Ascomycota, Sordariomycetes, Diaporthales, Diaporthaceae. Bases 1 to 1833 code for a protein of 610 amino acids. The transcript is spliced from 4 exons.
AUGGAAUGCGGCCCUGGAUAUGCAAUCGCCUCUGCGGCCUUGCCGCCCAUACAGCCAGUUCAUCAUGUGGCAUGGGCCGAACGACCGGUGGUGACUACACCCUCUACCGAUGGGACAACUCCCACCUCGGCCUCGUCCUCCUCAGAUGGCCCGCCGCCUCAUGACCCUCCCCCUGCCGCCCCUGCGCCCCUGGACUGGGAGGCGCAUAAGCAGGUCAUCAAGGACUUGUACAUGGGUCAGAACCUCAAUCUCAAUGAAGUCGUCGAGAGGAUGAAGGCAUACAACUUUCAUGCCACUCCGAGAAUGUACAAGGCCCAGUUUGCCAGAUGGACAUGGAGUAAAUACAACUGCAAAAGGAUGCGACGGGAUCUGUCCUCUGGCAAAGCCAUCGAGAAGUCGACCGGCAAGUCCUGUCACAGGGUCAAACGGCAACGGCCCGCCAAGCCAGCCAGGAAAAAGGACUGUGCCUCGUCGCAGAAAACCCAAGAGGCUUCUCCACCAGCGGAAAUAGCCACGACUGCGCCAGCACCCAUGAUGCGCCGGUCACAAUAUCCCCAACUCAGCGUCCUUUCGUACCAAGUAGCCCACGCCGAUGAUGGCACUCGCUUCAUGCAGUCUGUUCUCACUGAUAUCAGGAAUCACGUCUAUAGCUUCUUCUCGCGCAAGCCCGAAUGGCAAAAGUCUUCUGGGACCGGUCUGAUUUCCGCCUAUAAUUACGCCUUCUACGAUUCGUUUCGCAUCGCAAUGGAUAGCUUCGUCAAGAAUGAGCAUUUUAACGGUGGCGAGAUCCUCCGCCAGGCCUUUGUUGAGGUUGAGGAGGCUUUGCAGACAGACUAUUCCUCGACAUUUUACUUUUUCUUCAUCGACCUGCCCGAUCUCUUUUUGCACUACGGAAGACACGACAUUUUCGUGAUCCUGCUUGCACAUAUCAACAGAUUGACGGCCGUAGGCCUGCGGGACAAAAUCAUCGGGGCGGGCUUUGCCAGCCUGCAUGCCCUAGCCGAAUCGAACCCGGCAUUUCUACGGCAUUAUAUUGGCUGCGCAUCAGGUCUCUGGUGUGAUCUCCUGUCCGAGUUGCGAGGGCCUAGGGACCGCAGCACUUUGCUUGCAAGGAGAAAUCACAUACGGCAUGCGCAUGCCACGGAUCCUCCGAGGGUCAAGGCACUUUGCGAUGAUUACGACCAUCUUCUGGGCGAAGUUCAGAAGCAUUGGGGCCCAGGACACACCGCUUCCAGACAUAUGGAGGACGUCGUCCUGCUGACACACCUCAAUUAUGACCACUUCACGAACGACUUCGCGGCGAGGAAUGAGAGGCUGAUUGAGAACGUGGAGAGAAAAUAUCAGCUCACCACUAGCGAGGCUUCUAGUCCCGUCACGCCUGAGUCAAUCGAAAGCUCCAGUAGCGCUGGCGACGGGAAGCUUGAGAGAUUACCUCUCGAGGCCUGGGAUAUGCUCGACCGAAAUAUCCGGUCCAACUGCUUCCACCGACUGGCGUCUUACUACAUCCAUCAAGGCGAUGCGGGCCUGGCCGCUCUUUAUGGCGCGAAGGCAAGGGAGGGAUGGAAGACGGACUUCUGGCAGCUUGAGGUCGAGACCGCCUUAGUCAGCGCCGGAAGGCUGUUCGAGGCGGAGACGCUCCGGCGUUGUCGGCUUGAGGCGCAAUACUUCGGAAAGCUGCUCGAAAAUGAUUGGACCGUUGCAGAGCUCAAGAUGAAAUCGCUACAGAACGAUAACCCAAGCAUUUGGCCCAACUCCCUAGCCGCUGGUGGCAUUACGAACCUUGAUGUUCUCCGUGACCAGUCCACGGCACCGUUUGGUGCGCUACUAGACUGA